This is a messenger RNA of Sparassis crispa, 264 nucleotides long. RefSeq lists its product as hypothetical. The record is from RefSeq and is a predicted model, not a curated record. The coding region runs from base 1 to 264 and encodes 87 amino acids. The transcript has a single exon. NCBI's taxonomy places the organism in Eukaryota, Fungi, Basidiomycota, Agaricomycetes, Polyporales, Sparassidaceae.
AUGCUCGAUCUGAAUAUGUUGGAAGAGAACGACUUGCCCCAUGUCACAGUCGCGGUCAUACCCAGGAUCAAGAAAGUCACUCUAUUGACUCCGGAGACGCGAUUACACGUAGACCGAUUUGCGGACAUAUUCCGAUUGGCGUGUGAGACCGGGCAGACGAUCCACAAGGAGAUGAAGCACGCUGUCAGCAACAGGACGAGCAUGUUGAUUGAAGCGAUGGGUACAGGGCUGUCUCACGGUAUAGGCAGUGGUGUAUUGGAAUGA